This is a messenger RNA of Etheostoma cragini (Arkansas darter), 899 nucleotides long. RefSeq lists its product as uncharacterized. NCBI's taxonomy places the organism in Eukaryota, Metazoa, Chordata, Actinopteri, Perciformes, Percidae. The transcript has 6 exons. Bases 255 to 899 code for a protein of 214 amino acids. The record is from RefSeq and is a predicted model, not a curated record.
AUGAAACAUGAAGCAUAUCUAACGGUGCUUGCUUAUUGUGUAGCUCCCUCCGCAAGUUGACUUCAGUCCACACAGCACCGUUGUGAAAUCACCUGCUGCCUUGAACGUUACUCACCGGAGCUCUGUGAUUGGUCAGCUGGUGACUGUCAAACUCCUCCCCUAGUGCCACCGCAACUCAGCGGAGUCAGCAGUCUGCCAUCCAACGGCGAGUUUUCGGGCAAUUCAUUAAACCAAGGCACAGGAAAAGCCCGAAAAUGAGUCGGUUGAAGGAACGCUUCGUGACUCUGCUCCAUGAGAAAAACUUCGUGACAGAUCAGUUGGCGACGCUGGAACAGAAAACGGGAGUAAAGAGAGAGUAUAUCACCUUGGGUGUUCUGAGUUUGGUUGGGCUGUAUCUUCUGUUUGGAUAUGGAGCCUCACUGCUCUGCAACCUGAUUGGCUUUGUCUAUCCUGCAUAUUUCUCUAUUAAGGCCAUUGAGAGCAGUGUGAAGGAGGAUGACACACAGUGGCUCACCUACUGGGUUGUUUAUGGACUCUUCAGCAUCGUUGAGGCCUUUUCUGACAUCUUCCUCUUCUGGUUCCCCUUUUACUAUAUUGGCAAGUGUUUGUUCCUGGUAUGGUGCAUGGCUCCGGUGUCGUGGAACGGCUCUGCGGUCUUGUACAGCCGUGUGAUCCGGCCAUUUUUCUUGAAGCACCAGGCUGCCAUGGACAGUGUGGUCAGCGAUCUGAGCGCCAAGGCUAAGAACAUAACUGAGACUGUGACAAAGGAGGGUGAGAUACCCACAGUAUACAUGCAAGUAGUGCCACAUAUUAUAUGUACUGCAGCAACAUAUUCUCACAGCAGACACAUUUCUCCAUCGCCUCUAUAUCUUACCAUCAUCAAACUCCUGCGAAACUAA